Molecule: messenger RNA, 2946 nt
Organism: Chara braunii
Lineage: Eukaryota; Viridiplantae; Streptophyta; Charophyceae; Charales; Characeae
Source: the annotation of a GenBank genome assembly
GAGACACAGACACACAGAGACAGACANCUGGUUCUUUGCAUCCAACAGUUGUUGAUGGCAAAGUGACACUGGCAGCAAGGAUGCAAUCCGGUGAGUGGCUGCCUUUGGGUUGGAUGCAUGCUGGCGUUGUGGAGCAUUGGCAGUUCUUGGUGGUGGUGACACGUGUUUCCGUUUGCAAUCCUCAUGUGAGGGACCGGCGAUUGCUGGAGGAACACGCUCAACGUUGUUGGGAGAAGAUAAGGGAGGAAGAUCGGCAGAUGGUGUGCAUGGGAUAUGACGACCACAAUGACCGGGCGAUGUGGUUCAUUGUGGAAGACGCGUGCACCGACCAACCACGGCCCUCGACGAAUAACUUGUUGCUGGAGGGCAUUCGACGCAGAUACGGGUGCACAUCACUACUUGGGUGGGUCCCUGUCGUCUGUCCCAUGACAUAUGAGCAUGGGGAACAGAUGUGCAUGAGAUUGAGAGACCCUCUCGGUGUCCCUUUCCAGCUCACGUUCAUGGAUGGACUGCUGCGACACAUUCAGUACGCGGGUGAUGACGACGGUCGUGCUGCAAUCAACCCUCAACAAACAGCACAGCAGCAGCAGGACAUUUCACAUUUCUCCUCUGAGGUCGACGCUCCGGAAAUGGCACAUGAUGGGGGAUGUUCUCACGCACAGCCCGACGACGAUGACACCCCUGUGGAGCACAWGACAGGGAGGGCAGAGAAGAAGAAGAAGCAGUGCACGUCCAGGCCGCCUCGUCAUCCCAGGAGUCCCACAAAAGCACAAGGCAAAGAAAAAGUUGUCCCACGUAGAGGCGAGACUCCCAAAGCAGCCGCUGCCCCAGCUCCUAAGCGCAGACGCCGCCCGGGGAUGGCAGCAUUGGCAGAGAUUCGGCAACUCCAACAAUCUACUAACUUGUGCAUCGCUUUGAGGCCGUUUAUGAGGGUAGUGGGCGAGAUCGUCGAAACAGAUAUCGCACCGGGGAAGUCUAUGAGGUUUCAGAUGAGCGCCAUACGUGCAUCGAUGGAAGCGGCGGAAGCACAUCUCAUCAACCAUUUCGAGAGAACGAACAUCAUUGCUAUCCACUGCAAGAGGGUGACGAUCCAGCUGAAGGACCUGAGGCUGGUUGAUAACUUGUCCAAGGCUCGUUGGGAAUACAGAUACCAAGGCAUUACCGACGAGCAGAAGAGAGCAGAAAAGCUACGUCAGAUGAAUGCUGCAAGGCAAGAGGAAAGAGAUGCGCGGGCGGGGAAGGGGCUGUCAGGGAAGACAGCAGCAGCACACAAAGGCGGUGACACUCCAGCGGCGUCAUCGAAGAGGAAAGGAGCCCCGCGCCGCCAGGCUGAAGCUGCAGGGUGGCAAGAGAAGAAUCUACGCAGUGAUGAUUGGCCCGAAGAAGCGCAUGUCAUUCUGUGGUACCGCGACAAGCGCACAACAUUCGCUGACCUCGUGCGUGCUGCACUGAACAACGUUGAAACGGUGUUUUGCCUCGAAAUACAACAUCCCGGGGAAGACAUCAAAAUCUGCGACUCUCGCACGGGGCAGUUGAGUCACCAUGUCCAAACUGUUAUCAGAGCGGACAAGGGUGUGGACACGAAUGAUAGAACACGUUAUGUCAUCCCUCUGUCUCUGUAUUCAGACAAGACUCAUGUAGACGGUCGUCAAAAGCAGACAGCGUAUCCUCUGAUGAUGUCAAUCGCCCAUCGCCCAUCAGAUGUCACACUGCUUGCGUAUCUUCCAGUGCUUCAACACCGGCCACGUGACAAGGGCUGGGGUCCGCACUCCACCGCGUUUAGAAAACAGAAAACUGUGAUAUUGCAUAAAGCGUUGUCAACAGUAUUGCAGUCUGCAAAGGAGGCAUCCCAUGACGGCAUGAUGGUAACAACGGAGCGGUUCGGUGAGAUAACAGUGCACCCUUUCGUCAUGAACUAUAUACAGGACUAUCCUGAAAGGUGUGCCCUUGCAACUGUGAAAUUCGAUGUUUGUCCAACAUGCACAGUGUCCAAAGACGAUUUGGAUGUCAUCGCCGAUUUCACCAACUGCAGGAGAUCGCAGACGCUAGAGACGCAACUUGCCGCGGACUGCUUCAACAGUGGGGACAACGACAUUCGUCGUGCUGCUGAGGCACGAAUGUCAGAAUUGGACAUGCAUAAGCAUGUUCAAGAGAACGACCUAUGGGGAUUCUACAGAGGUCCGCAUGGUGACGAUCCUGAACUAGAUUACCAUCUCGCUUUGCAACCAGACCCUCAGGAGGAAGACGAAGAGGAAAACUGUGCGGAAGAAAUGUCAAAAGAAGUAGAACACGAGAGAAUGCAAGAACGAGGAGAAGGUGACAACAGUGACGGUCAGCAUGAUGUCGAUGCAGAGGAGAGCGAUCCGGAGGGAGAAGAGGCAGAGGGAGAGGACAGAUCCGAGGAGGGCGGAGAGGCAGAGGAAGACAACAGUGAAGACGAAGAAAGAGAGAUUACAUCUGCUGAGAACAGUGCACAAUGCGGAACUGAUGAGAAAAAGGGAAGCGCACCGGAGACUUCAUCGAACGACAAACAAAUUGUGGAGAGGGAGAGUGUACCGCUACAGGGUAAGAUGAAGGGCGCCUUAUAAAGACACCACUAUUUAUACACAGCACAGUCGUUGUUGCAUGCCGCAGAAAUGACGAGGUUCACGGGGGGGAGGGGGGGAAGGGGAGGGGGUCUUUAUGAGAGGUGUUACGAAGUGUAUUCGGAGGAGGAUAUGGCAGGGGAGUUGACGGUCUUAUGUUUGUUUGUGAUUGCAACACAUAAAACACGUAUCGCGGAGGGUCUUCUUAUUACUAAAUCAAUAAUUUGUUGUUAUUUUUGUAUUUUUUUUCCAUAUUGCACCAAUUUGCGUAGGCGAAGCAGCACCGGUGGAGGCAAUGCUGGCGAACCAACAGAGCAACAAACCGGGGGUUUUACAAAGAAAAUGAAAGACAGACUGUUUC